Molecule: messenger RNA, 1353 nt
Organism: Abrus precatorius (Indian licorice)
Lineage: Eukaryota; Viridiplantae; Streptophyta; Magnoliopsida; Fabales; Fabaceae
Product: vinorine synthase-like
Exons: 2
Coding region: 1-1353 (450 amino acids)
Source: RefSeq, a predicted model, not a curated record
AUGGAAGCUAAAUGUAAGAUUAUGUCAACUCAAAGAGUGAAGCCAUCCUCUACAACACCUAGUCAUCUCAAACACUUCAAACUUUCCUUUCUUGAUCAAUUGGCACCGAAUCAGUAUGUUCCAUUUCUCCUUUUCUAUUCUAAAUCUGAUGUGAGUGGUUAUGGCAAGUUUACAACCUUGUGUGACAAACUAAAGGAUUCCUUAUCAAAUCUCUUAACUUUCUACUACCCAUUUUGUGGAAGAAUCAAAGAAAAUUCCUAUGUUGAUUGUAAUGAUGAAGGCGUGCUUUUCAUUGAGUCUAAAAUCUCUUGUAGCCUCACCAACAUUCUAGAACAUCCAAAGGUCAACCUGUUGAAAAAAUUACUUCCACUAGAUCCAUUUGGAAGUAGAGUAAACAAUGGUAAUGAUGAGGAAUCGGCAAUGAUGGCAAUUCAAGUUAGUGAACUAAGUUGUGGUGGUAUAGUACUGGGAGUGUGCUUACUCCACAAGGUUGCUGAUGGUAUAGCAACAGCCUCAUUCCUCAAUGCUUGGGUUGAAAUGGCAAAUAAGGUAAAUGAUAACACAAUCAUCAAACCUUAUAUGGAAGCAAGUUUGUUGUUUCCAACAAGAGACAUGGAAUUUUCUAGUCCACUAUCUGGUCGUGUUGACAACAAAGAACUCACAACCUUAAGGUUAGUGUUUGAUGGAACAAGCAUGUUUAGGCUAAAAUCCGAAAUGGGUGGCUACAAUCCUACUAAGGUAGAAGCUGUGACGGCUCUCAUUUGGAAAUCAAUGAUGGAAGCAACAAUUGCAAGAUCAAGGGCUCAAGAGUAUGUAAUUAUAAGGUCCUUGGUAACACAUGUUGUGAACAUUCGCACUCGUGUUGUGCCAACAUUGCCGGAGCGUAACAUAGGAAAUAUUGUUCAGCUGGCCGUUACUCCUUUGAUUGAACACCAAGUGAGAGGAAGUGUUAGUGUUGAGUUGAAGGAUUUGGCAAUGAUGGUUAGGAAAGCAAUAAUGAGAUUUGAUGGGGAUUAUGUGAGUAAAAUCAAAGGUGAUGGUGGGUUUGAUGUGGUUGUGGAGUCCAUGAAGCAAGUGAUGCCUACACAUCUAGAGGGUGUUCAAUGGUGUGACUUCACUAGCUGGACAAGAUUUCCAUUAUAUGAAGCUAAUUUUGGAUGGGGAAUUCCAACUUGGGUGAGUACUGUUGGCAUGCCUGUGAAAAAUAAUGUGACUUUGUUGGCCACCAAAUGUGGGGAAGGAAUAGAGGCAUGGGUUAAUUUGGAUGAAGAAGACAUGGUUGAAUUUGAGCGCAAUCAAAAGCUUUUGGAGUAUGCAUUGAUUCAUCCUCCAUUAAUUAGUUUAAUUUUUUGA